AUGUUUUCCCGUGGAGAGCUGCUCUCCUUGCCUGCUGCGCAUGCAUUUCUUACCGAGAGCGACACGGUCGGAAAACCCCUCUUAGGAGGGCCGUGGACGCUCGUCGACAUGCAAGGACGCGUGCGCGGCAGCGAAGAGUUUGAAGGAGCGUACCAGCUUCUUUAUUUCGGUUUCACAUUCUGCCCGGACAUCUGUCCUCAGGAACUCGAGAAGAUGGCACAGGUCAUUGAUAUUAUUGACAAGGAGUUCGGCGAAAUUGUCCAACCAAUCUUCAUCACUGUGGAUCCAAAACGUGAUACAGUCGCUCAGGUCAAGUCAUACUGCGAGGAAUUUCAUCCUCGCCUUCUCGGAUUCACUGGCACUCCAGCGCAGAUCAAGGAUGUAACACGCAAGUUCCGUGUCUACUAUAAUGAAGGCAUUAAAAGUUCGGACGCGGACUACCUUGUGGACCACUCUAUUAUUCAAUAUUUCAUGGGGAAGAAUGGCAAGUUCAAGGACUUCUUUGGAAAGAAUAUGACGGUCAAAGAAAUCGCCGAGCGAAUCGCUAAACACAUCAAGCAGGACAAAGCACGGGCGGAGAAGAAACGCGGAUGA
Molecule: messenger RNA, 594 nt
Organism: Neospora caninum
Lineage: Eukaryota; Apicomplexa; Conoidasida; Eucoccidiorida; Sarcocystidae
Product: putative SCO1/SenC domain-containing protein
Exons: 6
Coding region: 1-594 (197 amino acids)
Biological process (GO): mitochondrial respiratory chain complex IV assembly
Source: RefSeq, a predicted model, not a curated record